CUCGGCGCCGCGACUCCCACCCUCAUCAGAAUGACACCAACCUGUCCGAAUGUUCUGAACUUCGACUUCUACCCAAGAAACCAUCCCAAAGCCGUCGGCGUUUCCGUUCUCUCACACCCAACAGAGUGCGUUCUGGUCUUGUCCGUCCACUCCAGUUGCGACGGGACACCAAAUGAAUGGCCGACGGUCCGACCGACACCAGACAAGUCCUUGUCCUCCCAGCAAGAACUUCCGUCAAGAGUCCCUUUUGCUUGCAAUGCGGCGGUACGGCAGUGAAGAACAAGAAUGGGAAAGCUGAGCGGCUUGUCUCUUGUGCCCUGUGUGGGCUCAGUGACCAUCCGAGUUGCCUAAGCCUGAGCAGAAUUGCAACCAAAAACGUUCAGGGGUACGACUGGUCGUGCAGGGACUGCAAGAGCUGCUUCGUUUGUCAAAAGCCAUCGGAGGAACUGCUAUUAUGUGAUCAUUGCGACCGGGCGUCGCAUCUUGAGUGCGUGGAUCCGCCAUUGAAAAAGAUACCCAAAGGACGAUGGCUAUGCCAUAUAUGCAAGGACGCGACGUAGAUCGGUCAGGACGCAUCACAAACAUCUAUAGAGUCUCAGAUUGGGCCAGCAAAGAUUACGCCGCAACGGGUGGGUGAC
Fimicolochytrium jonesii is the source of this 638-nucleotide messenger RNA. RefSeq lists its product as uncharacterized. NCBI's taxonomy places the organism in Eukaryota, Fungi, Chytridiomycota, Chytridiomycetes, Spizellomycetales, Powellomycetaceae. The record is from RefSeq and is a predicted model, not a curated record. The transcript is spliced from 5 exons. Bases 177 to 560 code for a protein of 127 amino acids.